GAGUGCUGGCAGUACAAUGACAGUUUUCCUUUCCUUUGCUUUCCUCGCUGCCAUUCUGACUCACAUAGGGUGCAGCAACCAGCGCCGAAGUCCAGAAAACGGUGGGAGAAGAUAUAACCGGAUUCAACAUGGGCAAUGUGCCUACACUUUCAUUCUUCCAGAACACGACGGGAACUGUCGUGAGAGUACGACAGACCAGUACAACACAAACGCUCUGCAGAGAGAUGCUCCACACGUGGAACCGGAUUUCUCUUCCCAGAAACUUCAACAUCUGGAGCAUGUGAUGGAAAAUUAUACUCAGUGGCUGCAAAAAAUUGAGAAUUACAUUGUGGAAAAUAUGAAGUCGGAGAUGGCCCAGAUACAGCAGAAUGCAGUUCAGAACCACACGGCCACCAUGCUCGAGAUAGGAACCAGCCUCCUCUCUCAGACUGCAGAGCAGACCAGAAAGCUGACAGAUGUUGAGACCCAGGUACUAAAUCAAACUUCUCGACUUGAAAUACAACUGCUAGAGAAUUCAUUAUCAACAUACAAGCUAGAGAAGCAGCUUCUUCAACAGACAAAUGAAAUCCUAAAGAUUCAUGAGAAAAACAGUUUAUUAGAACAUAAAAUCUUAGAAAUGGAGGGAAAGCACAAGGAAGAGUUGGACACCUUAAAAGAAGAGAGAGAAAAUCUUCAAGUCUUGGUUACUCGCCAAACAUACAUAAUCCAGGAACUGGAGAAACAAUUGAACAGAGCCACCAACAACAAUAGUGUCCUUCAGAAGCAGCAACUGGAGCUGAUGGACACAGUGCAUAACCUCGUCAACCUUUGCACUAAAGAAGUUUUACUAAAGGGAGGAAAAAAAGAGGAAGAGAAACCAUUUAGAGACUGUGCAGAUGUAUAUCAAGCUGGUUUUAAUAAAAGUGGAAUCUACACUAUUUAUAUUAAUAAUAUGCCAGAACCCAAAAAGGUAUUUUGCAAUAUGGAUCUUACUGGGGGAGGUUGGACUGUAAUACAACAUCGUGAAGAUGGAAGUCUAGAUUUCCAAAGAGGUUGGAAAGAAUAUAAAAUGGGUUUUGGAAAUCCCUCUGGUGAAUAUUGGCUGGGGAAUGAGUUUAUUUUUGCCAUUACCAGUCAGAGGCAGUACACACUAAGAAUUGAGUUAAUGGACUGGGAAGGAAACCGAGCCUAUUCACAAUAUGACAGAUUCCACAUAGGAAACGAAAAGCAGAACUACAGGUUGUAUUUAAAGGGUCACACUGGGACAGCAGGAAAACAGAGCAGCCUGAUCUUACAUGGUGCUGAUUUCAGCACUAAAGAUGCAGAUAAUGACAACUGUAUGUGCAAAUGUGCCCUCAUGCUAACAGGAGGCUGGUGGUUUGAUGCUUGUGGCCCAUCCAAUCUAAAUGGAAUGUUCUACACUGCUGGACAAAACCAUGGAAAACUGAAUGGGAUUAAGUGGCACUACUUCAAAGGGCCCAGUUACUCCUUACGUUCCACAACUAUGAUGAUUCGACCUUUGGACUUUUGAAGGCAUAAUUAUCAAAAGCAAUAAUAAAAGCAACAAAUAAAUCUGAAGA
Canis lupus familiaris (dog) is the source of this 1559-nucleotide messenger RNA. RefSeq names its product angiopoietin 1 (gene ANGPT1). Gene Ontology annotation, biological process: angiogenesis; Tie signaling pathway. The record is from RefSeq and is marked provisional. Gene Ontology annotation, molecular function: receptor tyrosine kinase binding. NCBI's taxonomy places the organism in Eukaryota, Metazoa, Chordata, Mammalia, Carnivora, Canidae.